Molecule: messenger RNA, 2421 nt
Organism: Colletotrichum gloeosporioides
Lineage: Eukaryota; Fungi; Ascomycota; Sordariomycetes; Glomerellales; Glomerellaceae
Product: Acetamidase
Exons: 6
Source: RefSeq, a predicted model, not a curated record
AAAUUCAAGCAGUCUGAACGCGCGGACAGGAUCAGCCGCCUCACAGCCUACCAGGGCCCUUUCUCAUCUCAAGACCGCCAGAUCCUAGACAGGCCCAUCGGCGAGCUCGUGCAAGAUGUCCACAGGACCGUCCUGAAGCCCAUUGACAUCCUGAAAACCUACGGCAAGGUCGCCCUCAAGGCCCAUGAGCGCACAAACUGCCUCACAGAGAUCAUGAUCUCGGACGCCGAGAAGUGGGUCGAAGACGGCUCGAUUAACAUGAAGGGGCCCCUGGCCGGCAUUCCCGUCAGUCUCAAGGACACCAUCGUGGUGGGCGGCUAUGACACCACCGUCGGCUUCAGCAGCUUCGUGGGGAACAAGACGCCGCUCGACGGCCCCGUGGUGCGGCUGCUAAAGGACGCCGGCGCGGUGCCGUACGUCAAGACGAAUCUGCCCAUCACCCUCCUCAGCUUCGAGUCCACCAAUGACGUCUGGGGCCGGUGCAAGAACCCGCACAACACAAAGUACUCCCCCGGCGGCUCGACGGGCGGCGAGAGCGCGCUGCUGGCAAUGGGCGGACGCAUCGGCAUCGGCAGCGACGUAGCCGGCAGCGUACGCGCACCCGCGCACUUCUCCGGCUGCUACAGCCUCCGCUGCUCCACAGGCCGCUGGCCAAAGCUGGGCUUCUGCACGAGCAUGCCCGGCCAGGAGGGCGUGCCGUCGGUGUACAGCCCCAUGACGCGGACCCUCGACGACCUGCGGUACUUCACCCGCGCCGUCGUCGGCAUGGAGCCGUGGAAGUACGACUACAGCGUGCACCCGCUGGCGUGGCGGGACGACGUCGAGAAGGAGUUCCUCGAGAAGCCCAGGCUGCGCGUGGGCGUCAUGCGCACCGACGGCGUGGUCGACCCGAGCCCGGCGUGCCGCCGCGCGCUCGAGAUGGUGGAGGUCGCGCUGCGCAAGGACGGCCACGAGAUCGUCGAGAUCAGCCCGCCGUCGCCGUACGAGGCGCUCAAGACGGCGGCGCUGGCGCUCAACGCCGACGGGUGCAAGAUGUUCGACUCCUUCUUCCGCGCGGGCGAGUGGAACGACCCCGGCGCCGCGCAGAUGAAGUUCCUCAUGAACCUGCCCGGCCCGCUGCGGUACGCGUACUACCUGUGGGUGAAGUACGUCCGCCGCGACGCCAUGUGGGCGGACCUGAUCCGUGACUGGCGCCCGCAGACGGCGUUUGAGAACUGGAAGCUCGUCGCGCGCAGGGAGGCGCACCGGCUGGACUGGUUCAACUGGUGGAACAAGGUCGAGGUCGACUUCCUCAUCACCCCGCCCAACGCGACGCCCGCCGUGCCGCAUGACGGUAUGAAGGACGCCUGCAGCAGCUGCGGGUACACCUUCCUCUUCAACCUGCUCGAUUACACCGCUGGCGUCAUUCCUGUGACCCACGUGGACAAGGACCUGGACCAGCUCCCCGCGGACUUCAACAUCAACAAGCUCAACGGCAUCGCUCAGGGCGCGUAUAAGCUGUACAACGCCAAGGACAUGCACGGGCUCCCCGUUGGCGUUCAGGUUGUUGGCAGGAGGUUGGAGGAGGAGAAGGUUCUCUCCAUCAUGAAGAGGGAAGACAAGUGGACGACGGAGGCAUACCAACACUCUGCCUCGUUCGUCCCAAAGCUCGCGACCAAGGUCGUCGGAUGGCUCGACGUUCAGAAGGACGACGUCAUCCUCGACAUUGGCUGCGGUGACGGCAUCCUCGACGUCGAGUUCGGCAAAAUCCUAGCCCAAGGCUCUGGCUCCCUCCACGGCAUCGACGCCUCGCCGUCCAUGAUCACCGCGGCCGAGAAGCUCGUCGCGGACGCCGGCCUGUCCAACUGCAAGUUCGAAGUCCUCGACGCAACCAAGAUCGCAACCUCCUCAACCCCCGCCCUCCAAGCCCCAACCUUCACAAAAGCCUUCUCCAACGCCGCGCUGCACUGGAUCCUCCGCCCGCCCGGCGCCCAGAUCCCCGUCUUCACCGCCGUCCGCGACGCCCUCCUCCCCGGCGCGCCCCUCGUCCUCGAGAUGGGCGGUCUCGGCUGUGUCUGCGAGAUGCGCACCGCGCUGCUGAUGGCCGUCUCGCGGCGCGUGGGCAUCGACAAGGCGAAGGAGGUCGAUCCCUGGUUCUUCCCCGACGAAGCGUGGCUGACGCGCGCGCUCGAGGAGGAGGUCGGCGGGUGGAAGGUGGAGAAGAUUGAGCGCGAGUGGCGCCCGACGAUCGCGGACAGGGGCGGCGUGGAGGGAUGGUGCCGGCUGAUGGGCAAGGAGCUGCUGGACGCGGUGGAGGAUGAGGAGGAGAGGGAGAAGUGCGUGAGGGAGGUGGCGGAUGUUUUGGAGCAUGUGUGUGCUGUGCCGGGCGGGGGGCAUAUGAUUAGUUACGUGAGGUUGAGGUGUGUUGCGAGGAAGCUUUAG